Messenger RNA from Drosophila nasuta, 362 nucleotides. RefSeq lists its product as uncharacterized. The record is from RefSeq and is a predicted model, not a curated record. The transcript has 2 exons. Bases 99 to 362 code for a protein of 87 amino acids. NCBI's taxonomy places the organism in Eukaryota, Metazoa, Arthropoda, Insecta, Diptera, Drosophilidae.
AGUAAUUUUGGCUAGGUUGGCAGGCUGGCGCUCUAAACAGCUGACACAAUAUUUUGAAACAGGUAAACAAUAUUAUAAAUUUCGCAAAAACCUACAAAAUGAGCCAACUGCCAACGCAAGCGCCACAUCCACCAACGGGAACACAACAGCCACUGCAGCCGCCACCACCAAUGGGCCAGAACAUUGCACCCACUGGCGCCUUUCCAGGUUCACUAACACCCGGCUGGAACGAUCCGCCACCAAUUUCUGCGGAAGCGGCCAGCAAUCUCAACUCCCGAAGACCCCGACUGGAUCUGCGAAAACGCGUGGCAUAUCCAAUGGAUCAGCCACCGCUGCAGCCACAGCCGCAGCCACCACUUUGA